Molecule: messenger RNA, 3994 nt
Organism: Ostrinia nubilalis (European corn borer)
Lineage: Eukaryota; Metazoa; Arthropoda; Insecta; Lepidoptera; Crambidae
Gene: d4
Product: zinc finger protein ubi-d4
Exons: 13
Coding region: 68-1762 (564 amino acids)
Biological process (GO): positive regulation of transcription by RNA polymerase II
Cellular component (GO): MLL3/4 complex
Molecular function (GO): histone binding; transcription coactivator activity; histone H3K4 methyltransferase activity
Source: RefSeq, a predicted model, not a curated record
GAUAAAAUUAAUACCGGUUUUUAGAUUAUCUGUGUGUACUAUCAAAUCCAAGCUUGAGCUUAAUAUUAUGCUUACUUGCAGCACUAGCCGGAAAUGCAACUUUUUUUUAAUACCAUACGUCAUCGAUGUCAAGUUAGCGUCUAGUAAAAUGGCGGCUGUGAUGGCGGCGGCGGAGAUUCAGAUAGUAAAUCCUUCAAAUUUAGCAAAAAUUGAGAGCUUUCUCAAUGAUCCAAGUUACAAAGAAAUUAUUGAGAACUCUUCAACAUUUAACUCCAGACUAUGUGCCGAAAGAAGAAUGCGAAUGCCAUUCAUCGACACCCAAACGGGUGUCGCACAGAGCCAUUGCAACUUGUUCAUGACAAGAAAACAGCGCAUGCCUGGCGCGAAAGAGGGGCAAGUCUACACAUAUCCUGCACAAAGAUGGCGCAAAGCCCGCCGCCAGUACCUCACAAUGUCGUCAACCCGGUGGGGUUGGAGCGGCGCAACGGAUACCGCGGACACCACAGGGGAAGGCGAGAACAGUUCCGGCAUACCGGGCGACUCGCUGGCCGGGGAGGACAGUCGAGACGGCUCGCAGACUGCCGCCAAAGAUGACCCUAAGGAAUGGUUCUACGACGAGCUAGCGAUGGAAGAGAUGGAGACAGGCGAGGAGCCGGAAGCGGAGUCCGAUGAAGACUACUACGACGACACCUAUGCCAACCGCCGCCGCAAACGAGGGGGCGCAGCGCUCACCGGCCCGGGCUCCCGCGGCGGCCGCACGCGCAAGUCCCAGCCUGACGACACGCCCGCCAAGCGGGGCCGCGCGGGCCGCGGUAGGAAACGCGCAGGGCAAGGCACACUCCCCUACGAGACAACAGGCGACUCGGAAAAGCCAUUCGGCUGCGAACUGUGCGGAGCUAAAUACAAGACGCGAGCCGGUCUCACUUACCACUUCACGCACACGCACAAGGACCCGCCGAGCGGCAGUGCCGGUGCCGCGGCUGGCAGUGACGGCGACUCGCGAGACAGCCGCGGCGGCGCCCACACGCCGCCGGCGGUCGCGGCGGCCCCAUCGGCGGUCGGCGGCCCGGCUCAACCCGCGACAGAAUACCAAGAUAGCUACGUGACGUUUCUGAACAACCCCGGAGUUGGUGCUGCCACGGCGCCGGCCCCGGCGCCGGUCCGGCGCGCGUCGCCGCCGCCUCGGCCGGCGUCGGCCGACACGUCAUCGUCGGACUCAGCGCACGCGCCGCUCGUGCCUCCCGCCGCCGCGGCUCCGGCGCCGCCGCCGCUGCCGGAGCUGAAGGAGCCGGCGACUAAGGUAUACCUGUUUUCUUUGCAUGAACUAACUUUUUUUUAUCGGACGAUUUUAUCUGUUCGUGCCGUCGUCUGUACAUUUGACAGAAUACUUCAACGCCUCAUCUCAUUCCAGGCGUCACCAUCACCCUACUGCGACUUCUGCCUCGGCGACGACCGCGAGAACAAAAAGACGGGAACGCCCGAACAGCUCGUCAGCUGCUCCGACUGCGGCCGAUCAGGGCACCCCACCUGCCUGCAAUUCACCGCGAAUAUGAUGGUGUCGGUAUGCAAGUACCGCUGGCAAUGCAUCGAGUGCAAGUGUUGUUCGCUCUGCGGAAACAGCGACAACGACGAUCAGCUGCUGUUCUGCGACGACUGCGACCGCGGCUACCACAUGUACUGCCUGGCGCCGCCGCUCGAGACGCCGCCCGAGGGCUCCUGGUCGUGCGCGCUGUGCAUCAAGCAGUUCCACUGCAAGGACUAGGUUGUAAACAAGAUUCGGAGAAGAAAGAGACGGCAAAAAAGGUACAAUACGUACGCCCGGUGUUUCUCGUCAUUUGGUGUUAAGACUCGUAAGUCCAGGUGUAAACACUGACUUGAUGUAAAUUGUUGCCAUAGUUUAUAGAUUGGUGUUAAAACCGUGUACAUACUGACAAAUCAUGAUAUUUUACUAUAUUUCACUUUACUUAUACCACAGUAUUUUGACAAAGGGAGAGUAUAUUAUUUGUUAAAAUACUGUACACAUUUCGUCUUAGAUCGUAAUAGAUUUAGUAUUUUAGUCAGUGUGUACUCGGCCUUAGCUAUUUCUAUGUAAAGGUCUGCUCACACAGUCGUAUGGACUUAGACCAUUUUCAACUCUCGUAAAAACUUCAAUCUUUUCUAAAACUUACUUUAAAAAACAAAAAGGAAAACCAAAAACAUCCCACAGACUACACUUUUAAUCGGCCGAUAGUUUUGUCCGGCUGUUGAGCAAUAUGAACAUGUAUGGAAGUGCGCACAUUAUACCGAUUUAGUAUCGGCCGAUUCCUCAUACAAAUUGAAAGCCGACGUGAUCAAUGAAAAAAGUCGCAUUUGUCCACCUGGAUGAAUUAAUUCCUAGGUGAACAAAGGCGACCACUUUAGUCGAACCAAUCACCUGGGUGAUAUCACUUGGACGAAAUGGUUCCACAUGUUUUUGUGUACGGUCACGGAAUGAAAAGGUUCGUCAGUUUUCAAAUUGAUUCCUUCAAGGAAUCGCGAGCACAUAUUACCUUUUGAAACUAUGUUACAGAAUAAUCUCGAGUUAGAGAAAAUAAUCUUUAACUGUUCGUCAGUAAAGUUCAAAAUUAUUCAGAUCAAAGUUGUUUGACGAUUUAACUUGUCAAGAAGAUUAUUAUGAUUGAUAAACUAAAACCUUCUUGUUGGUUCAACCUGCCAUUAUCUAUUAAAUAAAAAAACUACAUUUGUAACAUUGCACUGAUGGGAUAGAAAAAUAAACAAGCAAAACCUUAUUCGUUAGCAAACGUCAUAUUUAUUUAAAUGUUAGCAGCAAUGUUUCUUGCACGGUUAUGUUGGCAGGUUUGACUCUUACAGUACCUAGUGCAAGCGAAAACCGACACUAAGGUGACGAACCUUUUCAUUCCGCGACUGUACAUAACAUUAUGUUCUAAGCCUAGGCUAGCUACACCUAGCACCGAUUUGGUAUCCGAUUAUCAUACAUUGGAAGCUGCCUAAACUAUCGGCCGUCUAAGCCUAGCCGCAGACUACAGACUUAAUCGGCCGAUAUUUUGGUUGAGCUGUUGAUCAGUAUGCACCUGUAUUACGUACACACAUUACACCUUUUUGGUACGACCGAUUCCUUAUAAAAAUUGGAAGCCGACUUGAUCAAUGAAAAAAGUCGCAUCUGUUCAUCUGGAUGAAUCCUAUCCUAGGUAAACAAAGGCGACCACUUUAGUCGAACCAAUUCACCUGGGUGAUAUCACGGUGAAAUGGUUCCGAGGACACUAAUAAAUCCACUUUGUUCACUCAGGUGAUAUCACCGGAUAACCCAUAGUGAAAUAAUUCAAACUAUCGGCCGACUAAAUCUUUCUGUAAUGUGCGGAAUGUCUAACUAAAGAACACGUGUUUUCGUGUACAUAACAUCUUGUUCUAAGCCUAGCCGCAGACUACAAGUCGGCUGAUAGUCGGGCUGUUAAUCAAUAUGGACAUUGGACAAUGUAUGAAAGUGCGCACAUUGGUGUCGGUCGAUUCUUCAUACAAAUCAGAAUCGGGCCCAACUAUCGGCCGACUAAAAGUAUGUAACUAGAGAACGUAUUUUUGUGUACAUAACUACAUAACAUCAUGUUCUAAGUCCAUACAACUUGUAUAAGACACUGUAUGUAAGUUCACGGUACCGCAGGCCGCGUGUGUAUAGCGUUCCUUCUACCUCUACCGGUGCUUGCUUUAUACUUCUUUACUAUCGGACCGGCACGAAAUAUCGCAUCUUAUAGUUGAUAAACAAUCCUGAUAAACGUCUAGUGCUUAACUCAGUGAGUGCCCGAGGUGUGGGAGCGGCACGGGAGGGGUGACCUUGACAUAUUGUGACGUAACAAAGCAUAAAGUACGGCCAACUAGCAGCGAUACAAAAGGUCGAUACGACUGUCGAGUUGACAAUCUAUUCUGUCUCUUCCCAUCUUGUGUAUUUGUCGUAAUGUCUCGUUCUCCCGCCAAAAUAUGUCAAAGUUAGACGGGUUCGUCA